Eimeria tenella is the source of this 598-nucleotide messenger RNA. RefSeq lists its product as uncharacterized. NCBI's taxonomy places the organism in Eukaryota, Apicomplexa, Conoidasida, Eucoccidiorida, Eimeriidae. The record is from RefSeq and is a predicted model, not a curated record. The transcript has 7 exons. The annotation marks the transcript as partial.
AUGGCGGAAGAAAACAAAGCUUCGUCAGACACCCUCGAUGGGACUCUUUUGUGUCUCAUGUGCUGUCGCAACUUCUGGACGGACAUUUUGAAGCUGAGCCUCGUGUCUUACUUCUUUUGGGUUGGCCUCAUUUACUUUUUAGGAGCAGUUAUAUUACUUGCAGGCUACACUUACAGCGCGCCUCGCGUGCACUCUGAAAUCGCCUGCCCCAUGACUUCUUCGGUUUAUGUUUUUGUUGGAUUGUGGCUUUUCCAGUCUUUAAUUUUCUUCUUCACCUGCUGGGCCUAUUCGACUGUCGUCAUAUCCGGAGAAGAGGACCCGGAAAACAGUUUGUUUGAGCAGCUGGGGACUUCGCAGCUGCUGAUUGGCUUCUUCGUAAAGACAGUCCCCACUUGGGUCCGCUGCUGCCACAUCUUUUGCUGCUGCCAAGUUGCUGUUUGGACUCUCGAUUUGCUGCUGCUGCCCGACUGCAACAGCCAGUCGCUCAGGUGGAUCGUCGCUUUGAUAACUUUUCUUUGGUGGGCUGUGGUGGCUUUGGGGGCUCGAGCCAAAAGAAAGAUUUUGGUCCCCGCCUACCUCUACGACCCCCUCAGGCCAG